Sinocyclocheilus rhinocerous is the source of this 1914-nucleotide messenger RNA. RefSeq names its product transcription factor jun-D. The transcript is spliced from 2 exons. Bases 292 to 1059 code for a protein of 255 amino acids. Gene Ontology annotation, cellular component: transcription regulator complex. Gene Ontology annotation, biological process: regulation of cell population proliferation; regulation of transcription by RNA polymerase II; regulation of cell cycle. Gene Ontology annotation, molecular function: transcription factor binding; RNA polymerase II cis-regulatory region sequence-specific DNA binding; DNA-binding transcription factor activity, RNA polymerase II-specific. Lineage: Eukaryota; Metazoa; Chordata; Actinopteri; Cypriniformes; Cyprinidae. The record is from RefSeq and is a predicted model, not a curated record.
GGACGUCAUCUUUGGCCAAUCUCAGCGCUCUAAAGUGACAUAAUGGAAUUUUUAGGGAUAGAAAACUUGCAAAUGCGUACUGACGCCCAUAGAUAACACCUCUCGAGGAGAGAGACAACAAUAUCAUAAAACAACAUCAUAAAGCGAUUCAAAAUAAGCGAAGAAUCAAGAAUACGCAAGAAGAUCAUCUAAAUGACUCGUUUGGCCAGCAAACCCAGCUCAGCCCUCUAUCGGGUGUAGGAUGGGAACACGCCUUACCCAGGCGAGGACUUCCGAGGAAUAUCGCGCAUUAUGAUGAAGAAAGACAUGAGUUUGAACCUGGACGACCAGAACAGCUCCAACCUGAAGCCAGAUUUGAGGGAUGCCGAGGGGAUUCUCAGUUCACCCGACUUGGGGCUCCUCAAGCUGGCUUCUCCGGAGCUGGAGAGGCUGAUCAUCCAGGCCAACGGGAUGGUGACCACCACGCCGACCUCCCAGUUCGUCUACCCGAAGUCGGUGAGCGACGAGCAGGAGUUCGCGGAGGGCUUCGUCAAAGCCCUGGAGGACCUUCACAAGCAGAACCAGCUGAGCGGCGGCGCGUGCGUCCCUCCGACGCUCAACAGACUCGCCAGCAGCACCGCGCUCGCCUUGCCCACGGAUCUGCCCGUGUAUACGAACUUGAGCGCGUACGGGAGUACCACGGUGAACUAUUCCACGGACACCAUUCCGUUCCCUCCGCCGGCGCAGCCGUCCCUGAAGGACGAGCCGCAGACCGUGCCGGACAUGCAGAGCUUCGGCGACAGUCCUCCGCUCUCCCCCAUCAACAUGGACACGCAGGAGCGCAUCAAGGCCGAGAGGAAGAAGCUCCGGAACCGCAUCGCCGCCACCAAAUGCCGCAAGAGGAAACUGGAGCGGAUAUCCCGGCUGGAAGACAAAGUGAAAAACCUGAAGAGCCAGAACACGGAGCUCGCGUCCACGGCGAGCGUGCUGAGAGAGCAAGUGGCGCAGUUAAAGCAGAGAGUGAUGAAUCACGUCAGUAACGGGUGCCAGUUGCUGCCUAACCAAGUUCAAGCUUAUUAGAGGACAUUCUGUCGGUCUUUAUCUAUCAGUGUUUGGGUGGUUGACAAACAACAUGCUCUGGUUUGGUUAAACGUCACAUUUCCACAGCAGUGCACGAGAUGUUGUGCUAUUGUCGAGAUAUUGUGUAGGCUAUAGCGCGGCCUAAAAUAUUAAGGAAGCACAAUAUUUUAUUAAACUAAUCUACUUCCGCGAGAAAAUAUAGUCCCUGAUUUGACGGAACGUCGCUAUGCAACGAGAUUAGCGAUCGCGCGUAGUGAUACGGCGAACGCUGUUUCGCAUCAUAGCGAAAGACUCGAACUAUAUUUCUUACUUGUGGUUAAAUAUUAUAUGUUUGAUUGGAUAAGCAGCGUUCCUAAUAUUUUCCUAAAACGUCCAAAUAUUAGUCCGCCUGUACGUGUGACAGCUGUCAGUCUGUGCGUUCGACUCUGUUUUGGUUUCGUUUAGAACUAUUUUCGUUGCUUUUAUUAUAAUAAUGGAUUUUUUUUAUUAUUAAAUAAUGAUAUUAAGUACCAUCAACAUUGCUAUGCAGCACAACUAGCAAUCGGUGAUGAGGUGAAAGCUUUUUCGCGUCAUCAUUCAGGACCGGAACUAUAUCUGUUUUAUGUCAUCUAUUAUUUUUAUUUUUAUAAUGUGACAAAAAGCGUUCGUAAAGUUUCCUAAAACAUCACUGGAAAGCUCUCUCUUUGUAUCAGUCCGCUGUGUGUUGCUUGGCAACACGAUCGUGCUUUGGUUUCUUUAGGAACUAUUUUCGUUGGCAGUGCUUUUAUUUUAAUAUUUUCGUUAAAUUAUUAUAUUACUUGCAAUCAUUCCGAUAGAAAAUACAGUCCUUGACUUGACUAAAUGUUGCUAUGCAAC